AGCCAAGGUCACCUUGAGCACGAGGGGGACGCAUUUCGGUUCCAGCGUUUGAGGUUUCUAGGCUUUUUUUUUGGUAUUUAUUGGGAGGGCUAGAUAGUAAUUUGCCUGAGGACUAAUUUAAAUAAAAGGCGGAUCGAAUGUAAGAGCCAGCAAAGAUAAAGGGAUGACUGAGGUACUUAGGCUGUGCGAGGAUAUGCAUGGUUAUACUGGCUCAGACUGCAGUUUGUAGUGGGAGCUCUCUGCGUGCAGUGUGUGAUCUUCAGUUCAACUCUUGUGUCAUGGAUGAAACUGCUUUGUCCCUUGGAACAAUAGAUGUUUCCUAUUUGUCCACCUCAGCAGACUGCAGCAUCAGUAGAUGUAAGCAUUCCAGUGAAGAGUGGGGAGAGUGCAACUCUCGUCCCACUCUGUUCCGAUCUGCCACUUUAAGAUGGAAGGAGGCUCUGCUGAGCAGGAAAAGGCCGUUUGUGGGACGAUGUUGCUAUGUAUGCACUCCCCAGAGCCGGGAUAACUUCUUCAAUUCUAGUAUUCCUUCUUUGGGUCUACGUAAUGUCAUAUACAUCAAUGAAACACAUACAAGGUACAGAGGGUGGCUUGCAAGACGCUUUUGUUAUGUCCUUUUUGUGCAAGAGAGGGAUGUUCAUAAGGGUAUGUUUGCCAAGAAUCUGACAGAAAAUGUGCUGAAUAGCAGCAGAGUCCAGAAGGCCAUUGUAGAUGAAGCUUCUGAACCAAGUACUCCAGGUAGUUUUGUUCAGACGGAUCCUAAAGCUAUCAACAAAGUGAAGAAAAAAGCUAGGAAAAUUCUCCAGGAAAUGGUGGCAAAUGUGUCACCUGCUUUAAUCAGGUUGACUGGCUGGGUGUUACUGAAGUUGUUUAACAGCUUCUUCUGGAAUAUCCAGAUCCACAGAGGUCAAAUAGAAAUGGUCAAAGCAGCAACAGAGAUGAAUUUGCCUCUUAUCUUUUUGCCUGUUCACAAAUCCCACAUUGACUACCUGCUUCUUACAUUCAUUCUUUUCUGCCAUAACAUCAAAGCACCCUACAUAGCUGCAGGGAACAAUCUCAACAUCCCCAUCUUCAGCACAUUGAUCCGCAAGCUGGGAGGAUUUUUCAUCCGUCGGAAGUUGGAUCAGAACCCUGACGGUCGUAAGGAUUUCCUGUACAGAGCUUUGCUCUACGUGCACAUAGAAGAAUUGCUGAGACAGCAGCAGUUUCUAGAAAUAUUCUUGGAAGGCACACGGUCUCGAAGUGGAAAGACAUCUGGAGCUCGAGCUGGGCUUUUGUCUGUGGUGGUGGAUGCUCUCUUCUCAAAUGCUACUCCCGAUGUCCUAAUUAUACCUGUGGGAAUCUCCUAUGAUCGCAUAAUUGAAGGUCACUAUAACAGUGAACAGCUGGGCAAGCCUAAGAAGAAUGAAAGCCUUUGGAGUAUAGCUAGAGGAGUCUUCAGAAUGCUGCGGAAGAAUUAUGGGUGUGUCAGAGUAGAUUUUGCACAACCAUUUUCCUUAAAAGAAUAUGUAAACAGCCAAAGCCAAAAACCUGUGCCUGCUCCUCUUUCUUUGGAACAAGCUUUGUUACCAGCUAUACUUCCAUCAAGAUCUAAUGAUACGGUGGAUGAAAGUGCAGAGGCCUCGCUGCCCAACUCCAGGGAUAUCACCAGCGAACCCUUCAGGAGAGAGCUGAUAUCCAACUUGGCUGAGCACAUUUUGUUCACUGCUGACAAGUCCUGUGCUGUGAUGUCUACCCACAUUGUUGCCUGUUUGUUGCUGUACAGACACAGGCAGGGAACUGAUCUUUCCAGACUGGUAGAAGAUUUCUUCUCUAUGAAGGAGGAGGUUCUAGCCCGUGACUUUGACUUGGGAUUUUCAGGGAACUCAGAUGAUGUUGUCAUGCAUGCCAUCCACUUGUUGGGGAACUGUGUAAAUAUCACAAACACGAGCAGAAACAAUGAGUUCUUCGUCACUCCCAGCAUCACAAUACCUGCUGUCUUUGAACUCAACUUCUACAGCAAUGGACUACUUCAUGUAUUCAUUAAAGAGGCUGUUAUUGCCUGCAGUCUUCACGCGAUUCAGAGCAGGAGGUGCAGAAAUGGUACCAGUGGUGCUUCUCCCAGUUUAAUCAGUCAGGAACACCUGGUCAGAAAAGCUGCCAGCUUGUGCUAUUUGCUUUCUAAUGAAUUCACUGUAUCUUUGCCUUGCCAGCUGAUCUAUCAAGUUUGCCAUGAGUCUGUGGAAAGGCUGAUCCAGUAUGGCAUUCUCCUGGUGGCUGAGCAGGAUGAUCAGGAGGAUGUUAGCCCCAGUCUUACAGACCAGCAGUGGAAUAAAAAACUCCCUGAGCCAAUAUCUUGGAGAAGUGAUGAGGAAGAUGAAGACAGUGAUUUUGGAGAGGAGCAGAGAGAUUGCUACUUGAAGGUGAGCCAGUCUCAAGAGCACCAGCAGUACAUCACUUUCCUGCAGAGGUUACUGGGACCGUUACUGGAGGCAUACAGCUCUGCUGUCAUCUUUGUGCACAAUUUCAGUGGUCCUGUUUUAGAGUCUGAAUAUAUUCAGAAGCUACACAGGCACUUAAUAAGCAGGACGGAGAAGAAUGUUGCUGUGUAUGGUAUGUUAAACUGCUUUUGGAACUGGUUCUGUUCUUUCUACCACGAGGUAGCCCAAAUUGAACUUCAGUUUGUUUAUCUCUGGGUUUUCUCUCUUGCAGCUGAAAGUGCUACCUACAGUCACGUGAAAAAUGCGGUGAAAGUCUUCAAGGAAAUUGGAGUUUUCAAGCAGACUCAGCAAAAGAAAGAUGUCAUUUUGGAGCUUGGCACUACGUUCCUACCUCAGCGCAACAGGCAGAGACUGCUGGAAUUCGUCAUGAGCUUCAUGGUGUUAUAGACCACACACAGCACCUUUGUCCAGGGACACGAGGACAGGUUUUGAGACUGUGGCAAAGCCUGGGGACAUUUGCUAAUCCUUCAAACUGUAAGGUGCCACUGUCUGGGUAAGGCCUUCUCUGACUUGAACUACUGGAAGACAAGUGCCUUCUUACGUGUGCAUUUAUGGAUUUCUUACAGUCCCAGUCCUGUUGUAAUACAGCGAAACUCAGAUGACACUUUCGAUACAAGUAAUUAAACAUGUUGCAAAAAAUGAGAUAAAUUAUUAGAAUUAGAUGUAAAAAAAGUUUUAUCAGUGUUACAUUUUAAGUGAACUUUUAAAGACUGUAACAGAUGCACAAGUACACAUAUUGGUGUUCUGUAGCUAACCCUGAGAUCUUGAGUUUAGUGGCAACACAGCUUAUGGCUUAACCAAGUAACUUUCAUUCCAAUUCAGUUUUAUUGUUUUAAAUAAAUGGUUUAAAAUUUUUGCUUAGGUAGGCUAUAUACUUCAUGGAUAAAGCCAUAGUUUUUCAUAAGUGUUAACAUAAAUGCCAAAAUUCUAAUGAAAAUUACAGGUACAGAUAUCUGAGAAUAAUAAUCAUGUAGCAGGUGAUUGUGAGAAUCAGCAGCAGGCCCACCUUGCACUAUUAAAACUGUGUAGUGCAGUGGUAAAUUGCACUAAUCACUGCUGUCAGGAAGAAUGUGAGAGUAGUGUUGUUUUUAUUAUGGCAUCUGUCAUUCAGCCACAUGAGUCAGGAGACAGUUGCCUGAAUGUGAAUAUCUUGUAAAAUCUUAGAUUAUUAUUUAAUUGAAAAAAAACCUAAUAAGUUCAGGGGGGCGGUUUUGAUUUUGUUUUGUUUUAUUUUUAAUUAAUAGGAUGUCAGAUUUUUUUAAAGUGGAGUAAAGACUUGAUUCAGUGAAAUAAGUUUUAAUUUUGUCCCUCAAAAGUUCAGCUAUAUUUUUGUCAGUUCUUUGGAAACAAGUGUUCAUAUUGUAUUCUGUUGUUGAACAGACCUAAAUUGGCAUGAAGUAGUACCUGUAGACACACAGAAAUAGAAACAAUGUACUUUUGACUGUGAUCUGACUUACAGAAAAAUUAAUUCAUAGGCAAAACUGAAUGAUGAAUAAAUUCUGUCCUAUGAAACAGGACUCUGGUGUUGCAAUUUGAUCCUUUUUCAUGGAGGACUUGCACUGUAGAUAUCAUCUACUCUUCAUGUGAGGGCAGAUUAGAUUGCAGCCUGUAGUCCUGUAUUUUAGUACAGCUGAUUUAGCUGAAGCAAUAACUUGGUGGUAUGUGAAGCUGGUUUGCUUGUGAAAUGUGUUUUCCCUCCUUUCUGCCUUCUAGAUGAGGGAAAUUAAACAUUUCCUUUGCUGCAUUACUUUGCUUGAUUCUCACAUCCUCGCCUUGUGAGCAGAAAAUCCCCCAAACUUCAUCAUGUAAUCUGUUGCUUAACACAAACGUGGAAAAGCAUACUUGAAUCCCAGCACUUGCACUGUUAUGCCAGCACAAAACUGAUGCACACAAUUCGAGUUUGUGGCCAAGGAGCUUGCAUUUCUACUGCACAUUUGUCAACAAGAAUAUUUCUGUAAAUUUUUUUAUUAAAUGCUAUUAAUAUUUGAAAGCUGCAGUUUAUAGUUUAUUAGCAUUAUACUGUUAGCACUGUGAGAUGCAUGUGUUUUGUCACUAAACCAGGUGCUCUACAACACUUAAAAAAUUUCUGAACCAAAGCUACAUUAAUAUGGAUAAACACUGACCCUUGAGUCGCUUGUGUUCUUACAUCCUUCUGCUGUCUCAGCAGGACUGACUGCAUCACACAUGAUUUGUUUUGUGAAGUCUACCAGCUGUUUAAGCUGUUUAGAAAACAGUUUCAUCUCAUACUCGCUGAUGUGCACUGUUCAUCCACUUUUCCAUACAAUGUUUGUUGCUGAUGGCUUCCAUUUAAUAUUAAAAAAAAAAAUCUAGGUGCUUCUGAAUAACGAGCUCUCAUAGUUUACUGCACUUCAGCAAAUCUGAAGUGUACUAACAGCAAAGAUUGUACAUAAAAAAAAAUUUAAAAAUGAAGCAAUAUGAAGCAAACAAAACUUGAGUCGUUUUAUUAAGAAUGUUUUGCCAACAGAGGUAUUAGUUAACAUAAAACCCAGGAGUACUGCAGUCACUGGAGUGUUCUGGCUAGGUGUUGCAACUAAAAAAAUUUAUGGCUUACAUUGAAAAGAAAUUAAAAAAAUAAAUCCGGUUAACAUAAAUCAAUGAGUGGGUAAUAAUGCAUGUGAAUGCACAUUAAUGGAUACUUAUAUAUGCUGGGGGAGGGGCACCUCUAAAACUGUUUUGGUUUUGUAUGAAAAAAAAAACCAACCUGCAUGUGAUAGAUUGGUAUUAUGAAUCAUAUGCCACUGGAAGCCCUUGCAUUCUGCAGCAAGUGUGUAUGUAUACAUGUAUAUAUGCUAGUGUGUAUGUUCUGACACACAACAUCUAUGCUUUUUCCUGAAAUUAAAGCACAGAAUGUAAAAUUAUCAGGCUGUAACAGUCAAAAAGACUAAAACCAACACUUGCACUGUAUUUACACCUUCAGUGUCUUCUGAUUUUAAUAACUUUUCAUGUUUGCUUUGCUGUUUGAAUUCCAGGUCGAGUUGAUUUCAGUAAAGUAAACCAGUAAAAGAGAAAGGACUGGCCCUGAAUUACCACAACUGUAUUUUAAGACUUUAUAAAGACUUACACGAGUCUCGUAAUUCUUAUGAGCAUCAUACUCAGGUGUGCAGAUCUUCUUGGGCCAGUGUCUUUCACGCUGUGAGAAACUUAACCUCUCCCCACACAUGCUGUAGAUGUCGUGUUUUUAGGGUGAUGGAAAGCAGGGCUCGCACUCCCCGCGGUUCCGUGCCCGCAGUCCUGGGCUCUGGGCAGCACAGGGCUGCACUCACACCUCUCAGCAGGAAACACAGGCACACGCUUGCUUUCAGCUGCCUGCCUGCUCCUCAGAGACCUGCCCCAAGCACCACGUGGAAGAAGGUUGAGCUGGGAGGUGAUGUAUGAUACUGUUGUUUUUGUGUUUCUGUGCUGAUGAGCCGGGAACUGCUGACUGGAGAAUGUUACUGUGUUUUACCUGUUAUGUGUAAUGUGUGUCUGUUGUAGAAGCACAGAGGUGUACUGGAGUCAUUUUAAUAAAUUAAACUGUUUGCUAAUAUGACAUUUAA
Sturnus vulgaris (Common starling) is the source of this 6037-nucleotide messenger RNA. The record is from RefSeq and is a predicted model, not a curated record. NCBI's taxonomy places the organism in Eukaryota, Metazoa, Chordata, Aves, Passeriformes, Sturnidae.